Penicillium cosmopolitanum is the source of this 312-nucleotide messenger RNA. RefSeq lists its product as uncharacterized. The transcript has 2 exons. Gene Ontology annotation, cellular component: mitochondrial inner membrane peptidase complex. The record is from RefSeq and is a predicted model, not a curated record. The coding region runs from base 1 to 312 and encodes 103 amino acids. NCBI's taxonomy places the organism in Eukaryota, Fungi, Ascomycota, Eurotiomycetes, Eurotiales, Aspergillaceae.
AUGGCACCCCUCGUCCCCUGCUUCAAUGCGGAAACCCUGCCCGACCAUGUCAACACGAUUCGGCGCAAUUUCCAAGACAAGCGCCGCAAAGGCCCCGAUGUGAAUCUAAAGGAAUGCCAACUUCUCGAAAUGCUUCAGUACUCCUGCAAUCCGCCACAAGAGGAGAUUCCCAAGCCUGGGGUCAUAGUGUGCAAACCAGUCGUCCGGUUAUUUCGACGCUGCGCCGGCGGACUGACAGUCGAGACUACAUCCUGGGAACCUCUCAGGCAGGCAGACGAGGCGAGGAAACAGACGGGGACUACAACACCAUAA